UCGUAUUUCAGCAGCUCUCUCUAGCACUGCAGACGUUCGUCUGGUUACUUCAGGAACAUUUCUGUCGUGACAAUAGGGUGCCUGUUGUGACAACGAAUUUUUCUGUAGUACUACAAAAAUCUGUUGUAGUGCUUCAGUUUUCUGCUGUAACGACACACAUAGGACGGAGUGCACAUCAAAAAAGUAUGUCGCUGCAACAGGAAUCUGUCGUUACUACAGAAAAAUCCUGGUUUCUGUAGUACUGAAGGCAACCUCUGUUGUCAUUUUCAACUGGGAUAGUGCUUGGAAAAAAUAUAAGGUUUGUAGGCUUAAGUUUCGCAUCUCUCCUGCAGAUUCACGCCCUGACUUCCAUGCAAAAACAAUGCACGCAAAACUAUUCGAUUUUACUUGAACUUUAGAAAUCUGCUAAGCAGCACUAACAGUAACCAUACGCAGGUGCAACAAAUCUCCAACCUUGUCUCCAUACAGCCUACACGUACUAUGUCAUUGCUUAAGCACUGGUAGCUCGUAUGCCUAACGGUUAGUGCAUUCAUCAUUUCAUAGGAGCUUACCGCAAAAUAUUUUCAGUCUUUGGUAACGCUCACAUUAUUGAGCUUAAGAAUGCAAGGUGGUGGUUAAGCAGUCCGGGUAUUUGUUAUGGCCAUAAAGUAUUGAUGUGCAUGGCUAGAACUUUGUAUGUGCGUCCACGCCUAAUCUCUACCCGCCAACUUGUGUCUUGGUAGUCCAUGGUCAAAUGCCAUGUAGUGCAUGGCUUCUGUGCUGCGAGAACUGGGUUCAAAACCAACCGUUGGACCAACGUGAGUCUGGGUAUGUAACACUGGGUAUCUGGUGAUGUUCAAUGAAAGUACAUAACUCCAACUUGGGUCGGCGGGUAUGUGCCACUGUUCAAUGGCCCUCUUUCACUCUAGGCAUGUGCUGCUCUUCAUUAAACCCCUCUCAUGCCACCUUGGGUCACUGUGUUUGCGCUGCGUUUCAUAAUAACUAUUAUAUGAAACGUACGAUGAACAAUUAUUUAGCAAGCAAUAAGAAAGAUUGCUGAAAGAAUCUAAGUCGCCAAUCACCUAUGAUGGAUCCACCGCCAGUUUUCUUCCACGAUAAGGAAUAUUGAUAACGACAUCGCGACUCGGAUAUUCUGUGUGAUCAAUACGAAGCCACUAUUAGUCGUUUUUUCUGCAGCAGGAGCGAAGGGCUUGUUUAUCAUUAUCUUUAGUUUCUCCACAAACGCAAGGAAGAGGACAAAGAAGAAGAGCCAGUCCUCUCGGCGUCGGUCACAGGGUGGGCCAUGUGAACGACGCGGGUGACGACCAUCUGAGCGAGCCUGAUCUGCAGCCUGUUACAGGCUCCGGUGGGUGCCCGCCCUCGGCAGACGCUCCAGCGUGGUCCCGGACCUGCAGCGGGCGAUGGUGACUCUCGCAGGAAUCUUGGGCGCCUGUCUCACGCUGGCUGCCUGUUGUCACGCCGCCACAACGGAAGCCGAACCACCGAGGCGAGAAGGCAGCUGCGACGAGACCAGCUUGGCCGCCAGCCUUCGGCAGUGUGACGCAAAGUUUGGUUCGACCAGCGCACAAGACAACGGGCUCAACGCAAAGACGGCCUGCUCGGCAGUCGGAGAAUACAAGGGGUGCCUGGUGGAACUGACGCGAGUCAGUGGAUGCGGAAACUCUUCGCUACUCGUCAGACGACUGCAGCGAAUGGAUAAGUUCGCGCAAGAGCAACCCCUCUGCGUUGAGCAUGCGAACGCGUCCUCGCAACUCGUAAUGGAGGCACCUCGGGCGAAGGGAGACACAUGUGCGACACAUAAAGUGUGGAAUACGCAGUUCCUGUGCGCCAAAAGUUUCAACGCCGAAGUGGAGGAGCUACAAGAACACAUAGGCGAUCAGUCAAAAGAAAUUUGCAGGCACGUACUGGCAUGCUGAUUAAAGGGCGUUUAGACUUUUAC
Messenger RNA from Dermacentor andersoni, 1939 nucleotides. RefSeq lists its product as uncharacterized. NCBI's taxonomy places the organism in Eukaryota, Metazoa, Arthropoda, Arachnida, Ixodida, Ixodidae. The record is from RefSeq and is a predicted model, not a curated record.